Messenger RNA from Oncorhynchus gorbuscha (pink salmon), 2135 nucleotides. Its product is annotated as myeloid-associated differentiation marker-like. Bases 556 to 1410 code for a protein of 284 amino acids. Gene Ontology annotation, cellular component: membrane. The transcript is spliced from 2 exons. The record is from RefSeq and is a predicted model, not a curated record. Lineage: Eukaryota; Metazoa; Chordata; Actinopteri; Salmoniformes; Salmonidae.
CUCUGCAUUCCUACAGUACCGUGGCCCUGUCAGAGCAGUCCAGACUUUACAGCGGAUCACAUACAGGAGUAUCAGAUACAGGAGGAUUCCAUACAGGAGUAUCAGAUACAGGAGGAUCACAUACAGGAGUAUCAGAUACAGGAGGAUCACAUACAGGCGUAUCAGAUACAGGAGGAUCACAUACAGGAGUAUCAGAUACAGGAGGAUUCCAUACAGGAGUAUCAGAUACAGGAGGAUUCCAUACAGGAAGAGGAGAGGAAGAGAAGAAGCCAGAAGCCUGAAGAGACUGACAGAGAGUGUCAGAGAGAGGUGUGACAAGUAGAGAAAAACUCGUUUUUGAGUCAAGUCAGGGAGAGGAGGCAGGGGGAGCUCAGAGAGAGAGAGCUGUCCAAAGAAGUGGACGAGAGAUCAAACUGCCAAGACAUCAACAGUGAACAAAAAACUUGGUGAGAAAACAAAAAAUAGACAUCUACAAUCGGUUUGAGUAGGUUAAAAGGUACAACCGCCGUACAGUACUGUACUCGACAGCCGGAUUUGACCAGAACUAGCAUCGCCAUGGUGACCCUGGACACGCGGACCCUGACGGUGCCCGUGGGCAUCGUGAGAAUGCUGGAGGUGGUCCUCACCUGUAUCUCCUUCAGCCUGGUGGCCUCGGUGGGUCACUUCGGCUCAUCCUACUGGGCCUGGUGCAUGUUCACCUGGGUCUUCUGUUGCUUAGUCACCCUCCUCAUCCUCAUCAUGGAGUUCACCACCCUCCAUGCCCGGGUGCCCAUCUCCUGGGAUGACUUCACCACCGCCUUUGCCAUGCUGUCCACGCUCAUGGUGCUGGCUGCCUCCAUCAUCUACCCCACCUUCUUCACGUGUGUCUCCUGCGGGAAGCAGAUCGCCGCCACCGUCAUUUCCUGUCUGGCCUUCCCCUUGUACGCCACGGAGGUGGGCCUGAUCCGGGCCAAACCCGGCGAGAUCAGCGGCUUCCUCUCCACCGUCCCGGGCCUCCUCAAGGUCCUCGAGGCCUUCGUGGCCUGCAUCAUCUUCAUCUCUCUGGACCAUGGCUCCUACUCGCGGUUCCCAGGGCUCCAGUGGUGCGUGGCGGUCUAUUCGCUAUGUUUCAUCUUCGCCCUCAUCAUCAUCCUCUUUACUAUCUGCCGCCUGCUGUCGCUCUUCCCGUUCCCAUUCGACAAGGUGCUGACGGGCUACAACGUGCUGGCCGUGCUGAUGUACAUGACGUGCGUGGUGAUAUGGCCUCUCUAUAGCUUCCAGAACAACCACAGCAGACCCAACGGGUGUGGCCGCAACUGCUACUGGGAUAACCAGGUUGUAGUGGCGUUCAUGACCUGUUUCAACCUUGUUGUUUACAUUGUGGACACGGUCUACUCUUUCAGGCUGGUGUUCUUCGUCACCCCGGCUUAGGACAAAGGUCAAAGGUCACCCACCUUACCCAACCUGAGAACUGGCCCCGAAACACCUUGCCGGAUCUUAAACAACAGACUGAACUUUGCUUUUGUAUGAAUACAGCAAACUGUAACCAUGCUGUUUUUUUGGAACACUAAUUGGUAUUGGGAGAACGUCUCUGUAUGGUGGAUAAUAACCGUUUUACUGGGCAAGAUUACAUUGUGAAUGAUAAUGCUUCUUCAUUGAAAAAAUGGGGUUAUAGUACUGCUAGCAAUUCACAAACCAUGAGGUGGAUAAGAAUGUUCUGAAUGCUUGGAUCCGUGCGUAGAUUCAAUGUAUAUUUUGUCUUCCCGUCUUUAAAAUACACAAGGAACUCUGCAGUGCGCCCUACGCAGUCCACAUGGGCUGUAAUCAAAGUGAAUAGAAAGAUCAAAGAGCUGUUCUUGAUAUGUUCAUUUUAUUCUCAUAUUCUGUUCUCCAUUUCAUCUCUGUCUCUCUGGCCUUGAUUCAAUCAGUUCAGCGUUAACCCCCGAUAACCCACAACUGCAUAGCAGGUCAUUGGUUUUACUGAUUUCACAGCUCCAACGAUGUUACACCUUCGUCAUGGCCCAAAUAAAAACAGAUCUGCUAUGCAGUUGUCGGCUAUCACAUCUCUCUCUCUCUCUCUCUCUCUCUCUCUCUCUCUCUCUCUCUCUCUCUCUCUCUCUCUCUCUCUCUCUCUCUCUCUCUCUCUCUCUCUCUCU